Messenger RNA from Schistosoma curassoni, 2147 nucleotides. The record is from the annotation of a GenBank genome assembly. Lineage: Eukaryota; Metazoa; Platyhelminthes; Trematoda; Strigeidida; Schistosomatidae.
UUAAUUUGAUUAACGGGCUAUGGAUAAGCAAAAAUAAUGACAAUACUUUGAAUAAUAAUACUAAACAAAUGUUGGGUAGUAAGAAAAUUUAUUUUGUUAAAACACCAACAAAUAUCACAAUACAAGAACAUGCGAAACAUAUUCGUUUUGACUGUCAGAUAAAUGAAAGGGUUAAUAUUUUAUCAUACAAAUGGUUAAAAAAUAAAGUAAAUAUAAAUUUACAACCAGAUAUUCAACAUCGUUAUCAAAUUUUACAAAAUGGUAGUUUAUAUCUUACACAAAUUAAUCGUAAUGAUACUGGGAUCUAUACAUGUCAAGUAGCUUUCAAAUAUUCAAACAGUCAACAUAAUUACAUGAAACCUUUGGUAACUGAACAGAAUGACAAUAAUCAAAGACAAAUUGAUUUCAUAUCUGAAUAUUUACGCAAUCGUGAACAUGGAUAUAAUGAAGAACAUGAAAAAGUGAAACAGAAUUUAGAAGCAUCUGCCUGGUUAAAUGUUCAAUACAUUCCAAAUAUUCAACUUAACAACUCUAUAAAUCCAAUAUAUUUGGGUAGAAAUGGUCCAGGACGUAUUCCAUGUAUUGUUGAUGCAACACCUUCUAUUGAUUUAAUUGAAUGGCGUAAAUUAAUAAAUUCAUCAAUAAAAGCAUAUUCUAAUGUAAUAAUUAAUAAUUUUCAACAAAAUUCUAAAACUAUGGGUACAAUUUUACCAGUUGAACAACUUUUAAGAGAUGAAAAUACUAGUUCAUCUUUCACUAUUUAUUGGUAUGAAUGGGAUAAUGUAAAAGAAAAUGAUGGUGGAUUUUAUCAAUGUCGAGCUCGUAAUACAAUUGGAUGGAGUUCAUGGUCUCCAAAACUACAAGUAAUUGUAAACGAACUACCUCGAUUUAUAAGGAAGCCAAAAUCAGUUGAGUUCGUAAAGAGUAAUAUGCCGUUAAUAUUACCAUGUGAAGCCUACGGACAACCUAAACCAAUAAUUCAAUGGUUUUAUAGUAAAUUAAACCAACUAGGGAGUAAUUCAUCAAAAUCUGUUAUGAUCACGAGUCUAAACAAGCAGACACAGAAGAUGGGAACGGAGAAUAUUGUAGAAGACCAAGAAUAUGGUGAUUGUGAUAGAGAAGAUAUUACUGAACAAGUUGAAAACUGUAUAUUCAAUACUACUGAUCAUGGUAUCCAGUAUCCAUUUCAAAAAGACCGGACAAUUAAUGAAAGAUCUAUCUUAAGUAUCGAUUUGCCAGGUGGUGUGAACAAAAUGCCAGAUGGAAGUCUUCUUAUAUACACUUGUAAUGCGUCAAAAGUAACUGGACAGUAUUUUUGUAUUGCUAAAAAUUCUAUUGGUCAUAUUAUAACAUCAGUGGAAUUAAAGCAAGAUCUAAAAAUGCAGCUAUAUGAUAGAUUUUUUAAUAACAUUAUGUUGCAUGUCAAACCUUUAAUAUACUCUGCAAUAUUAUCUUGGAAUAAAAUGAAACAACCCGCUACGUUGCAUUCGGGUACUACUUUUGACACCAUCGGCAAACAAUGUUAUUACGUAACAUAUCAUUCACCGGUUCGGUCAGGUGAUGAAUGGAUCACAACUGUUGUACAACCAGAAUACACUAGUCGAAUAAGGUUAAAUGGACUUAUUCCAGAUGAACUAUAUGCAUUCCGAAUAAGUCAUUGGUGUACAUCAUCGAACUAUAAUCACUCGAGUAGUUCUACAGUACUAAUUAGAACUGGAUUACCAUUAGAUCAAAAUACUGGAUUAAUUUUAACGAAUAACAAUACCCAUUAUUUAGAGUUUGAACACGGUAAUAAAAUACAUUAUCUCUAUUUGAAAUGUUUCUAAGAGAUAAUUUUUGUUAUCAUCUUCCUGUAUUUUGUAUUUAUUUUUACAAUGAAAUUCAUGAUAUCUUAGUAAUGGUUGUUAAAUUUGGCGAUUAAUUUCAUCAUUAAUGACACAGUACACAUUAAUUUUGAAUGAUCGAUAGAAAUUCUUUUAAAUCUCCAAUACUUUCAAGUUAAUAUUUAUAAUUGUAUUUUUGUUGGUAAAUUCAUUCAACCCUAAACUUUCUUUUCCUUAAAAUUCAUUCACAAAAACUACCACAGUUGUACUAUAAAGUAAUUUCAACAAAAGGAAAAGAAACUACUAAUAUCUUCCAACUUAUUU